AUGGGAGACAUGAUGGAAAAUGAACGAAAUGCCCUGGGUUGGGUGAAGGUGGUGAUUUUUGCCAUACUUAUACAGGCCAGCCUAAUCGAUGGGCUUUCAUGGCGUAGUGCGCCAAGAGUCGACAUAGAUAGGGCAAAGGACGACAAGUCAACUACCACGGGUGGUAAUCUAUCACAACUCCUUAGCCAUGGAGCGCGGUUACCUAGCUCAUACGAAGUGGCCCUGAAUGAGCUGCGAGAGCUUGAAUCCGAACCAUUGUGUCACAGGACAGCUGCACGCUUAUUGGUCAAUAACUGCGAACUCCUCGAGGGCAAGAAUGAUGCAACUGCUCUUACUGAUAGCGGCCGAAUGAUUAGGGAUUUUGUUGAUUCAUACGCCGCUAGCCUAGCCAUCUGCGACUUGGAGAGGGGUAGUUUCCAAAUCCCAAGAGAGUGUGCCAAAUUUCGGGAGUCGGUAUUAGGUCAACUUCCUCUCCAGAACUUAGGCCACCUGCACAACACCUGGGUCAGCUAUCGUCAUAAAGCCUUAAGAUUCUGCGAAGCUGCACGGGUAGACAAUGAGAAAGCCGAACAUAUUCUCCUCUUCCAACGUUUGAUGAAGAUUAUGGGUCGGUUCUCGGAUGAUGUGGAUAAGCAAUUCGAUCAACGCAUGAACGACCUACAUUCACGAGCUCAGGCGACAGGCGGAAGAAUUGACGAAUUAUCGCCCAAGGUUGAUCAGUUAAAAGACAGUCUGAAGUCUAUAGAGGAACUGUUCCUGGGGCAGCUCGUCCUUGCAGUCAAGGAAACUACGGAGGUGAUCAAUUCAGGAACAGAGAAUGCAGCAAACCUAGAAAGAAUGCUUGGGGUACUUUUCAAAAGCGUACUCGAAGGACAGGCGAAAGUCGCAUCUAUUCACGAACGAUCAAUGCAGCUAGCUAGCCAACGUGUGGAGACCGCGGCGAAUGCGGCUUUUGAGGCAAUAGCAGUGGUUACUGGAUCCGCGGUAAAGUUGCAUAGCCAAGUUGAGCUUUCGCAUCUUCGAGCGAUCGAGUUAGAAUCCAGACAGGAAAAUCUAGAGUUGGGAAUGCAGCGACUGGUGAACGUGGCGGAAAAUCUCACGGCCAAAUACGACGAUCACACGAAUCUUCUACAUCAAGCACAGAACAUAACGGAUGAAUUACUUGACAACUUGGAGGAUAUGGCGGUUUCAGCAACAUACAUCGGCGAGUCGAUUCUUAGGAGACCCUCCGAUUCAUCAUGGUGGCCGUAUAUUUGGUGCCCUGCCGCUUCCCUUGUGUUAGGCUCGUAUGGCCUUCCUCCUUCUGCAACGAGAAAUAUAGCCUUGCUCGUUAGAGGCGAAGUAUUAGGGUAUACGAUCUCGUCAAUCCAGUCACUAUAUUUUGGAUUGUCUUCUUCCCCUACCGCAAGAAUCUCCACUUUACUUUUCACCUGGGGACGUUCCUCACCUACUACAAGCACUACUUUCAACACCACCGCGCAACCUGGAUUAUCAUAG
Molecule: messenger RNA, 1497 nt
Organism: Hypoxylon trugodes
Lineage: Eukaryota; Fungi; Ascomycota; Sordariomycetes; Xylariales; Hypoxylaceae
Exons: 8
Coding region: 1-1497 (498 amino acids)
Biological process (GO): nuclear membrane fusion involved in karyogamy; karyogamy involved in conjugation with cellular fusion
Cellular component (GO): endoplasmic reticulum membrane
Source: RefSeq, a predicted model, not a curated record